AGGAAGAUAUAUCAGUCUUGAAGACAAGAAGAAUAUGCCAUAUUUACAGGCAUUUAUUCAUGAAGUUCUACGAUAUUGUUCGAUUGCCCCACAAUCAGUACCACAUACCGUGAUGGAAGACACCGAAUUUGAGGGCUAUACCAUACCAAAGAACAGCAUUGUAUUGUUCAUCAUCUAUACUUUACUGAUGGAUAAAGAAAAGUGGGGCGAUCCGGAGAAUUUUAGACCCGAAAGGUUCCUUUCUGAAACAGGCCAAUUAGCAGUAGACAAGGCACAUUUUGCACCAUUCAGUUUGGGUGGCAGGUCGUGCGUUGGCAAGCAUUUAGCAAAACAGGAACUCUAUAUUUCUUGGAACUUUGAUACAGCGGUUUGAGUUCAAGUCUCCGCCAGGGAGUCCCCCUCCGUCUACUCGAAGAAUUCAGACUGGGAUAACUAGCCAACCAGAAAGAUACGACAUUUGUGCCGUACCACUAAACAAAUAAUUUACCACAAAGGAGUUUGUGUUAGCAUUUACUUUGCUAUAAUUAUAUUAGGACAGGAUCUAGUUUUUGUAUUCUUCGAGGAAGAUAGAUAUUCCUGUUUAUUCAGUGCAAUAACUAAAUAUCAAAAAGUAGGCUCCUUGCACAUGUAAAAAUAUUGAAAAAAAAAACAACUUUUAAUCAUACAUGAAAAUUUUACCUACUCGUUAAGUCCGGCGACAUGCCUAAUAAAGUAGUACGUCGAGCUCAGCUAGACUGUAAAACAAAAAACAGCUGAACGCACUUAUUACAAUGUACAUUAUAAAUCAGUCAGAUUUCUGAUAGAUUUCCUUGAUAGAUCCAAUGGAAAUCACCACAGAUAUGAUGUGGUCAGGUAAUAGGUUAGAACAUUUUGAAAGUCAGUGAGUUUUCAAAAAUUUGGUAGUGUGUAUAGACUUAUAUAGAGUAUAUCUUACAAUGUCACCAAGUAAAAGAGAGAGAAAAACAGGAAUACUAAAUCGAGUGAUAAAAGGGAAAAGAAAGAGUUUAGAUACAGUUUGGAAUUGUUCUUUGUAAAAAGACAGUCUAACGGUGCUUAUAAUCAAGGGAGAUAAUUAAUAUUGUAAUGUACUCGAGUAUACUAUAGGCCUUUUAUACCUAAAAGGUUGUUACAUUUCAACCUUUCUCUUUGGAGUACGUGUGUGUACAUAUGUCAAUCAUUGUUUUUCUUGUGUUUAUGCAGGAAUAUUGUACUUCAGUUAUCUCAAAUUCUAACAUAUUUUUACAAA
This is a messenger RNA of Mercenaria mercenaria, 1246 nucleotides long. Its product is annotated as vitamin D 25-hydroxylase-like. NCBI's taxonomy places the organism in Eukaryota, Metazoa, Mollusca, Bivalvia, Venerida, Veneridae. The record is from RefSeq and is a predicted model, not a curated record. Bases 35 to 373 code for a protein of 112 amino acids. Gene Ontology annotation, molecular function: iron ion binding; oxidoreductase activity, acting on paired donors, with incorporation or reduction of molecular oxygen, reduced flavin or flavoprotein as one donor, and incorporation of one atom of oxygen; heme binding. Gene Ontology annotation, cellular component: intracellular membrane-bounded organelle; cytoplasm. The transcript is spliced from 3 exons. Gene Ontology annotation, biological process: xenobiotic metabolic process.